UCCUGCCAAAACGCACCGUUUCGGGGUUUUCUAUUGGGAAAGCGCCUCUCUUCGACUCUUAAACCCUAUUUGAGUGAGGCCUUACAAUGGAAGAAGGAGAAGAAAGAAAGGAAGGGGUGGUGAGGGAAGGAGUAGCAUCAAUAGCACUGUUGCCAUGUGGGUCCCUUUCAGGCCACUUCGUCCAACUUCCCCAUUCCAUCUGCUUUGGCCUUCAUGGCACUGAGUUGGCAUGUGAAAGAGAAUGCAGCAGGGGCGAGGAUUACCGCUUGAUCAAGCUCACAAUCACAGACUUUAGUAGUAAGAGAGAACAAACUGUCAUAGUAGAGUGCAGAGGCCAUGAUGCUGCUCGGUUCCACAGCAUCGAUCGUGCUCAUGGGUGGGAGAUGGAUGUUGUGGGUAUGGUUGAGCAGAAGCAUGGGAAGAACAAGAUUGUGGUUUCUUUUGAGUGUGAGACACUGAAAGCUGAUAAAGCAGCAGAAGACCAUAUUAGACAGUUCAUGCCAAAAUUAGCAGGGCUAGAUGCUGUUGUUAACAUUGGGCGGAUGAGCAUCACAGGAUUGGACUUGGAAGCAGCGGAGACAGAUGACACGGAGACUGCAAAUUAGUUGCACAACUACACUGAAAGAAGAUUUGAAAAAUGCAUGCAUUUUUGUUUAAAUCUCUUCUUGCAUUUCCUUCCGUGCUAAUUGUAAGCAGCUUGGAUGUUUUUAUGUCGCCAUCAUUCAUCCACUACCCAUUUUUGUAUAAAUUUGCCCUGUAAAAUGGGUACUCUUUCAUCUUCGAAAAUCAUAGCCGAACUUUCUUAUAACCUAAGCAAAAGUGGUUGUGUUGACGGCUAAAUUUAUAUAGAUUCACCAUUAUGGUUUAUCAUGCUUA
Vitis riparia (riverbank grape) is the source of this 876-nucleotide messenger RNA. RefSeq lists its product as uncharacterized. Lineage: Eukaryota; Viridiplantae; Streptophyta; Magnoliopsida; Vitales; Vitaceae. The transcript has 6 exons. The coding region runs from base 87 to 605 and encodes 172 amino acids. The record is from RefSeq and is a predicted model, not a curated record.